Symbiodinium sp. CCMP2592 is the source of this 543-nucleotide messenger RNA. The record is from the annotation of a GenBank genome assembly. Lineage: Eukaryota; Dinophyceae; Suessiales; Symbiodiniaceae.
AUGGCUGAAGGGGACAGAGUCGGAAUCGGGGGAUGGAUCACCACCAAACAAGGCAUGGCCUGGUUUGCCGAAGCCUGGACCAUGGAAGAGGUCAGGAGCACAUGGCCCUUCCUUACCAAGGAUGCCCAGAAAUACAUUGCUUGCUUUGAGACGCUCGCUCAGCUAGCACUAGCCAUGACAGCCCGAGAACGCCACGCCUUCUCGCAGUUUUCGGUCUGCCUACCUUUGCAGAGCGACAACACGCCCUCCGAGGCAGGCAUCAACAAGCUUUUCACUACUAGCUGGCCGCUCUCGCAGUUCCUUCAGCUGAUAGCAUCAUGGUCAUCCUGCCAUGGCGUUGACCUACAGGUGUCUCACGUUGCAGGAGCACACAAUCAAUGGGCAGACGACCUCAGCCGAGGCCACGUGGUCUGGACCCCCAAACACAACCAGCCCAUUGUUGCCCAGACCGGUCCACCUCCACCGCCCGCGGUGGGGGAUACUUGCCUGCUGCCUUACCGGUUGGAUCUGUCCUUGAAGUGGGGGAGUUUAUGCCUUGGCUAG